AGCUAUAAAGCUCCUGCCGGCGGCGGACGCCCCGUCGGGCGGGCAGGCAGAGCGAUGGCUGCGAACCGGGUGGGGAGGCGCCUGGGGCGGGCCUCGCCGGCACGUUCGGCGGCCGGGUUAUCUCCGGGAGGCACCCGCAUGGAGCGGACGCCCAGUCCCGGCAUCCAGCGGCGCCAGGCGCGGGUCACCGUCAAGUACGACCGACGAGAGCUGCAGCGGCGCCUGGACACCGAGAAGUGGAUCGACGGCCGCCUGGAGGAGCUCUACCGGGGACAGGAAGCGGAGAUGCCUGAUGAGGUGAACAUUGAUGAUCUCCUGGAGAUGGCCACAGAUGAGGAACGGGCCAAGAAACUGAAGCCCCUCCCGCAUCCCUUCCUUGCUCUUGUCUCUUUCCAGGGCAUCUUGGCGUCUUGUCCCAACGGCACAGAGGACUUCAUCCAGGAGAUGCUUGGGAAGCUGAGAGGUCUCCGGGCCGAGCAUGUCCUCCGCCGGACGAGCCCCAGCAGCCCCCGCGGGCAUGCGGAGCAGGGCCUGGGAACCUAGGAGCAGGCCCGAGCUGCUGGCGUUUGUGGAAGGGACUGCUGCAAGCUGCGGCCGCCGGGACAGGCCAAUCCCUUGCUGGAGAGGGGCCUGGGGGAGGUGCUGCUGCUGCCGUGGUCAGGCUGGUGGUGGUGGUGGUGGCAGCAGGGUCCUGUGGGUCUGGGUGAUCCGCAACCCCAGCUGGGUCUGGCUGCAAGGAGGCUCACCAGCCCAACUGCCUUCCUGCGCUUCCUCCAGCAGUCCACUCCCUCCACUCUGUACAAAUCCCUGCCUACUGACUGGUGUGUUCUACUUUAGUUUUAUCCUGUAAUAAAGUGCUCUGCCUCGAA
Molecule: messenger RNA, 869 nt
Organism: Rhineura floridana
Lineage: Eukaryota; Metazoa; Chordata; Lepidosauria; Squamata; Rhineuridae
Gene: PPP1R14A
Product: protein phosphatase 1 regulatory inhibitor subunit 14A
Exons: 4
Coding region: 55-543 (162 amino acids)
Biological process (GO): regulation of phosphorylation
Cellular component (GO): cytoplasm
Molecular function (GO): protein serine/threonine phosphatase inhibitor activity
Source: RefSeq, a predicted model, not a curated record